Entrophospora sp. SA101 is the source of this 1515-nucleotide messenger RNA. The record is from the annotation of a GenBank genome assembly. Lineage: Eukaryota; Fungi; Glomeromycota; Glomeromycetes; Entrophosporales; Entrophosporaceae.
AUGUAUAAAUAUUUAUCAAGAUCUUCAUGCCUUGUUAAUAUCGUAAUUCAUCAAAAUAUUAACAAAACAGUUACACCCUCAAUUUUUUCAUCGUUUGGACGUCGUUUUUACUCAGUUUCUCCAACAGAUAUUGAAUAUGACGCUAUUAUAAUUGGUGGAGGUCCAGGUGGUUAUGUUGCUGCAAUAAAAGCUGCACAAUUAGGACUUAAGACUGCAUGUGUUGAAAAACGUGGUGCUCUUGGUGGUACUUGUUUAAAUGUUGGAUGUAUUCCUUCAAAAGCAUUGUUAAAUAAUUCGCAUAUCUUUCAUCAAACAAAACAUGAGUUAAGCUCUAGAGGAAUUGAUGUUUCGGAUGUGAAGUUAAAUCUUGGUAAUAUGAUGAAAGCCAAAGAUAAGGCAGUCACCGGUCUUACUAGAGGUAUUGAAGGACUUUUCAAAAAAAAUGGUGUAACUUAUAUUAAAGGUCAUGGACGCUUUACCGGAUUGAAUGAGAUUAAAGUUGAUGGUUUGGAUGGAAAUGAGAGUAUUUUUAGAGCAAAAAAUUUUAUAAUUGCUACCGGAUCAGAAGCAACGCCAUUUAAAGGCUUAGAUGUGUGUAAUCAAAUUGAUGAAACACAAAUAGUAACGUCUACAGGAGCACUAUCAUUAGAUAAAGUACCUGAAAAAAUGUUGGUAAUUGGUGGCGGCAUUAUUGGACUUGAACUUGGUUCUGUAUGGAGUCGUCUUGGUGCAGAAGUAACUGUUGUUGAAUAUCUUAGUUCAAUUGGUGCAGGAAUAGAUGGCGAAUUAGCUAAAUCAUUCUCAAAAAUACUUCAAAAACAAGGGCUUAAAUUUAAACUAAAUACAAAAGUUAUAGAUGCAUCAAAAAAAGAUGGCAAAGUUUAUGUAAAUGUUGAAGCAUCCAACGGAGGUACACAAGAAUCAUUAGAAGCCGAUGUUGUACUAGUUUCAAUUGGAAGACGACCUUAUACAGAAAAACUUGGUUUAGAGAAUGUUGGAAUUGAUGUUGAUGAUAAAGGAAGAAUUAAGAUCGAUUCUCAUUUUAAGACUAAUCAUUCACACAUCUUAUGUAUUGGUGAUGUUACUUACGGUGCAAUGUUAGCUCAUAAAGCUGAAGAAGAAGGCAUAGCUGCUGCAGAAUUUCUUGCAGGUGGAUUUGGACAUGUCAAUUAUGAUGUGAUACCUUCAGUAAUUUAUACACAUCCAGAAGUUGCAUGGUGUGGUAAAACCGAAGAACAAGUUAAAGAAACCAAAAAACCAUAUCGUGUUGGUACCUUUCCAUUUGCUGCAAAUUCACGUGCACGAACAAAUGACGACUCUGAAGGAGUAGUUAAGAUUAUAUCUGAUGAAGAAACUGAUCUAGUGUUAGGAAUUCAUAUCAUUGGACCAAAUGCUGGUGAAAUGAUAGGUGAAGCUGUUCUAGCUAUGGAAUAUGGUGCAAGUAGCGAAGAUAUAGCUAGAACUUGCCAUGCACAUCCAACGUUAUCUGAAGCAUUAAAAGAAGCUGGUACGUGA